Rangifer tarandus platyrhynchus (Svalbard reindeer) is the source of this 513-nucleotide messenger RNA. NCBI's taxonomy places the organism in Eukaryota, Metazoa, Chordata, Mammalia, Artiodactyla, Cervidae. The record is from the annotation of a GenBank genome assembly.
AUGGCUGUACUUAAGCAUUCCCCAGGUGGUGCUAGUGGUAAAGAAUCUCCCUGCCAGUGCAGGAGAUGUGAGAGUCGUGGGUUUGAUCCCUGGGUCAGGAAGAUCUCCUGGAGUAGAAAAUGGCAACCUGUGCCAGUAUUAAUAUUUUUGACUGGGAAAUUUCAUGAACAGAGGAGCCUGGAGGGCUACAGGCCACAGGGUCCAAAAGAGUCAGACAUGACUGAGCACAAGCAUUACGGGAAUCAGAAAAUGAGGCCUCGGUUUAGGUGGCUGAGCAUCAAGAAGGAAAGGAGAAUGUAUCUGAGGAUGCAACCAACAGGCACAUUGGCUUUGAAGAAGGAAUUCAUAGGGCCUGGACUCCAUCUGAGGCCUGUCCGUGCUGAUCGUGCUGGGCCGCCUCUCCAAUGGACUAUGAACUCUCUGCUUAGUGCCUAUGGGAAUGACAAUGGAAGGAUAAGACCCCCUCCAGACAGGGGAACCUUGAAGAUCAUAUCCAGUUUACUCAUCGCCUAA